This is a messenger RNA of Arctia plantaginis, 1806 nucleotides long. Lineage: Eukaryota; Metazoa; Arthropoda; Insecta; Lepidoptera; Erebidae. The record is from the annotation of a GenBank genome assembly.
AUGUUGCCUUCAGCUGCCGCAAAGAGUUUUUAUAGAAACUUAAGUAGAUAUUCUAUUGAAAUUAAACACUUCCACCCAAUAUGCCUUGGUGGGCCCAGAACGCUUCGACGGGAAACUUUCAGCGCAUAUAAAAAUGAAUUGUGGAAGAGUGUAUACACUUCCGCAUAUCGCUAUGAUAAAAACGACAAUGAUUCUAAAAAUAAUUUAAAAUUCUCUGCAACUAAUCACAAAAAAAUAGAAAGCGAAAAAAAUGGAGGUAAACCCUCUCCUGAGCUAAAUGUACAGCCCUCAUCCAAGCUACAUUUAGAUGUUGAAGUAUUAGAAAAAAGAAAAGCCCAAAUACAAUCUAGUAACCUUAAGGCGAAGGGAGGUACAAAUGAUGAUAUAAUUGUUAAGACAGAGACUGAUCAAGACAAAAUUGUGACCAAGGUUACAAUAGAAAAGAAAUCAGUACCAGAAAGCAAACCUUUGGCAAAACCAGCUAAGAAGAGAUUGCUGAUUGAUUUCUCUGCAUCCUAUACUGAACGUAAUUUUAUCACUCCUAUGCGUGCUAUGACAGAAUAUUUAUUAAAACAGUCAGACUUGGAAAGUUUACCUAAAGUUCUUAGAAGAUCACCAUAUGAAUCCGAGCCACCAAUUACAGUCCAUUAUAGAAAAGAUGUUGAAGCUAAAGCUGUAGAGGUUUGGGGUUCAAAAGAAGUGCUUGAAAAAGAACUAUUGAGACGUGAGUUAGACAGAAGAAGAUAUGAACAAGAUGUGUUUACUGUAAAGAGGCGUCUCAGAACCUACAGGCGGGAAAUGAGUAGCAAACGUCUGAUUGGCACAGAACAGUUGGGUUUAAAAACUACAUCAGGCAGAGUGGUACUUACUGCAGUAGGAAUAAACGGUUGCAACUUUUUGUUCAAACUUUGUGCAUGGUUCUAUACAGGGUCACACAGCUUGUUCUCUGAAUGUAUUCAUUCUUUCGCCGAUACUGUUAACCAAUUGAUCCUUGCAUAUGGAAUAUAUAAGUCUGGGCAAAUAGCAGAUCCCGCUCAUCCAUAUGGUUACACCAACAUGCGAUAUGUGUCGUCUUUAAUAUCCGGGGUUGGAAUAUUCUGUGUAGGAAGUGGGCUAUCAUUCUACCAUGGAGCUUAUUUUGUCCUCGGUGGUGCUGUCGUGUCUGAGGGCGCAACACUGCUAGUUGCAUUAAGCGCAAUAAGGAAAGGCGCCAAAGAAGCCAAUGUUCGGACAUUGGAUUACAUCAUGCGGAGUUCAGAUCCUUCGGUGAACGUCGUAUUAUUGGAAGAUAGUGCGGCCGUUGCCGGCGUCGUGGUAGCGUCAACUUGUAUGGCGAUAAGUCAGUAUACAGGCAACCCACUGCCGGAUGCUGUAGGUUGUAUUUUAGUGGGAUCAAUCCUUGGUUGUGUCGCAUCGUUCAUCAUUCUCACUAACGUUGGUGCAUUGGUUGGCAGAUCUAUACCACAGGAGCAGUUGGAUGAAAUUAACAGUUUUCUAGAACGAGAUUUUAUGAUAAGAGCUAUUCAUGACGUCAAAGGAAUAGAUAUGGGAAGUAAUCUGAUAAGAUACAAGGCUGAAGUGGAUUUUGAUGGCCGAGCUUUGACGCGGUCCUACAUUGAAAAACACGAUUUAAAUACUUUACUAGAGGACAUCAAAAAAAUAUCAACAAUUGAUGACGUAGAAGCAUUUUUACUGAAACAUGGUGAAAAUAUUGUUGAUAUGUUAGGAGGAGAAAUUGAUCGAAUAGAGUUAAAACUGAGGAAAAAGUUCCCUCAAGUUCGUCACUGUGAUUUAGAAAUACUUUAA